Molecule: messenger RNA, 1794 nt
Organism: Cuscuta campestris
Lineage: Eukaryota; Viridiplantae; Streptophyta; Magnoliopsida; Solanales; Convolvulaceae
Source: the annotation of a GenBank genome assembly
GCCUAUUAACAUUUCUGGUACAUUAAAAAAUGAAUGAAUGCAGACAUCAUUUGUCUCCGUUCAUUCAUUAAAAAAAAUUAGUAGAAGACACACAAGUGUGAAGUCAAUUUCACAUAGCAAAUUGUGGAGCCAAAGAGCUUUGCCGUGGCAUGUGCUAGAACACAAUGUUAGAACCAAGCUAGACAACGGUAAGCAGUGGUGGAGCGAUCACCAUCAUGAAUCCAUCCCUCCCCUCCCCCGGUAAAGAAAACAGUGAGAGCGAGAGAAGGGGGUAUCAUUCUUGAGAAAACAAGCCAUGAUUAACCGUACCACACAAACUGGUCGACCCCUUAGCCCAUUUGUACACUUCUGCAUCAUCAGACUGCACCUCAUGAUCUCUCACUGCUCUCUCCCAUGCUCAUUGGAUUGGCUUUGGCUUCAAUUUCCUCAAUAUUAGUCGGCAUAGUUCAGCACGCGAACCCACCUAACCAUUCUGCACUGUUGCUGCAAAUGACUCCGCCGCCCCAGCCCUGUUUGCUAUUAUUUUUUGUGCUCCCAUCGACAUUCAAAGCAAGCUCAUGGUCAAUGGCUGGUUUCCACUUUAGUACCCGAUCUCUAGCAGCCUGAUCUGCCUUGCUUUUGGGCAUGUUCUGAAUAUGGGAGCAAUGGUCUCCUCGUUAUCCCUAUAGAAAGGGCAAGAGCUAUCUCAAGUAAGGCCUCUUUUCCUUAGUUCAGCUUUUCCAUUGCCUUUUCAUGGCAAAUAGUCCACAAUAUGAUCUUCAUCUCGCUUGGCACUUUAAUCUUCGAAAUCAAAGGCCACACUUCAUUGUACAUGUUGUUGGUAAAUCCCCUAAUUAGAUUAUAAGCCGACUCAAUGGAAAACUUACUUAUCGGGUCAUGCUUCCAGUAGUAUUCGUCCUAGAUGUCUGUCUCUGACUGCAUCACCGGUAGUUGCAUCAAAGAAACAAUGUUAGGUGGGAGGUUCGGGAUUUUCUCCCAUUGCCACCCACUGGAGCCAUUCCAACUCUCAACAACAGUAAUUCCUCCCCACGAAUUUGAAGCUCCUUUCUUGCUCGCAAAUAUAUUAUGUAGUUUGUCAUCACUAUGUAUCAUAAUAAAUGACAAAGUUAUCAGUCUUUAAAACAUUGUAACAAUUUAGUGACAACUGACAUUGUACUUGGUUAUCAUGAAAAUCAUCUUAUUUACAAAAAUUCCUUUGUGACUAACGUAGUACUUGUAAUAACAACACAAGUUAUCAUAAAAAAUUAAACAGUGACACAAUUUUACCAUCACAGAAGUACUUUUGAAAAUGAAAGUGAAAUUGUCAUUGAAAUAGUUAUGUGGUGACUGGUGACACUCGUGCAGGUUUGUCAUAAAAGAAGCCAUUAAAGAGCAAUGAUCAAGCUAAGAUAAUCCUUGAGUUUGUGAGUGAAUAUAGUUGAUCCUCUUACUAAUAUUCAUAGACUAUAUUUUUCUGGUAAUAUUUUAGUUAUUUACCACUGUAGAUAAGUAAUAACUAUGCUGAGUAAAACCCAUCAUAUACUUUUAUAAAUCUAUCAAUCUAGUAACAACUCACAUUGUUACCUUUGAACCUCUAGCAAUUUAUGUGCAAUGGAAAAGUUACCAGUUUUCCCCUACAAUGAACAAACCUCACUGAUCAAUCAGAAACUAGCAUCCAAUCUUGAAUCAUUUCUGUACCAAAAACCAUUAUCUGCUGAAAAAAAAUUAAAGCACAUGAAGUUUUACCCCUCAGAUAAUAUUAACACUGUGUUUGGUUCAAGGAAUUGAAAGGUAAAAGAAAAUAAAAUUUAAGGG